CGCAGCUAUUCUGCACAUUAGCGCACUGGCUUGUCAACAGUAAGCUAGUCGCUCAGCGCGAAUCCUGUCCAAAAAUGAUUUCCACCAGGCCAGUGUUGUCGCUUCAGGCUCCGCGGACAGAGUGUCUAUUAUUUUUCGAGAAAUGCCGGUUAGUUAGCUAGCUGAGUAAAAUAAGCUCCGUGUUGUCUUCGGGUGGAUUCCCAAACCGAUUCUGGCGUGAGGAGAAAAUGACCCAGCUCAGCGUCCGUCAUUGGGCGCCGAAACACGUUGCCAGGUGGCUAAAGGAAGAAGGCUUCUGCGACUAUGUGGACCUGCUGUGCAACAGGCACCGGCUGGACGGCACCAGUCUGCUGGCCCUCAGCGAGUACGACCUCCGCUCUCCGCCGCUGGAGCUCAAGGUGCUGGGCGACAUCAAGAGGCUGAUGAUGUCCAUCCGCAAGCUGCAGAAGCAGAACAUCGAAGUGCUGGAGGAGCUGGGCGUCCCUUUCGACGGCCUCUCUCCGUCGAGCUCUGGAAGCAACCUGGAGUGGCUGUGUAACGGAGACGCCGGCAGGGACUGCGACAGCACCGACACCGCCCCGGUGGGGGAGGAGUACCAGCAGUACACCAACGGGAAGUACAAGCAGCAGACGAGACGCCUCGAUCCCGAAUGCUGGAAGACGGUGCUCAGCUCCGUCUACGUGGUGUUUGUGUUCGGCUUCACGUCCUUCGUCAUGGUCAUAGUGCACGAAAGGGUGCCGGACAUGCGCACGUACCCGCCGCUGCCUGACAUUUUCCUCGACAGCGUGCCCAGGAUACCAUGGGCCUUCGCUAUGGCGGAGGCGUGCGGCGUGAUUCUCUGUAACAUCUGGCUGCUGGUGCUUCUGCUGCACAAACACAGGUCCAUCCUUUUGCGCCGCAUGUGCAGCCUGAUGGGGACCGUCUUCAUGCUGCGGUGCGUCACCAUGUUUGUCACCUCCCUGUCCGUGCCAGGGCAGCAUCUGCAGUGCACAGGAAAGAUGUACGGCGACUUGUGGGCCAAGCUGCAGCGGGCUGUGGCCAUCUGGAGUGGUUUUGGGAUGACCCUGACCGGCGUGCAUACAUGCGGGGACUACAUGUUCAGCGGCCACACCGUCGUCCUCACAAUGCUUAACUUCUUUGUCACAGAGUACACUCCACGAAGCUGGAACUUCAUCCACACCUUGUCUUGGGUCCUCAACCUCUUUGGGAUCUUUUUCAUCCUGGCUGCCCAUGAACACUACUCCAUUGACGUGUUCAUAGCCUUCUAUAUCACUACCAGACUCUUCCUGUACUACCACACUCUGGCCAAUACCCGGGCAUACCAGCAGAGCCGGCGAGCCCGUAUCUGGUUCCCCAUGUUCUCCUUCUUCGAGUGCAACGUCAAUGGGCCCGUCCCCAACGAGUACUGCUGGCCCUUCUCCAGACCGGCCACGCUGAAGCGAGUGAUUGGAUAACAGACUGCAUCAUACCUGUUUUUUCUUUUUGGUUUUUUUGUGUUGUUUUGUGAAGUUGCCAACCAAGGAGGCUUGUGACAUCCUCGACAAAGACACUCGAUGUGAUUCUCACGGUUAAACCUUAGUUUUGGAGCUCGCCUCUGAAGUGCUUCUUCAUAUCAACAGUGUUUAGGUAGAUAGUGGAAAACCUACAACAAACUGAAACAUUUUGUGUUUAGUUGAACACAGUACACUAAAUUCUUUUUUUUCCUCAGAAAGGGAUAUAAUUCUGUGUAGCAUGGAUUGCUUUUUAGUAGCUUUCUACAGAAUGCAGUAAAAUCAUUUUUUUGUGAUCUUUACAAACAUAUAAUCAAUGCCAUCUGCAUUUUUCUGAGGUCAUAUUGUUGUUCACUACUGUUAACACAGCCUAAUUUCCUAGACAGGAUAACCUCUGAGACAAUGUCAUAAUCAGCCAAAUACUUGGAAAGAAAACGAUUUUCUUUGUCCCUAAAACAUGUCUUAAAUAUUUCUUCUCUUGCCAAUUAAGAGCUUACACUCUGUAGAAAUGUUUCCAUACUCCUGCUGCAUAUCGGUGUAGUUUUAGGUGAAAGAGAUCUCCAUGCACUGUAAAUUAGAAAACUAAGACCAAUUUUGUGCUUUCUCCAGUGUUGUUCCUAUGACUUUAAUCAGUGCUAAACUGGUUCUUAAAAGAAUCAUUAAUGUAUUUGUGUAUAUUUAUUAUUUUCUAAUGUCAAUAGAUAUUUUUGUACUCUCCCUAUACAUAGUUGCUGACAUGUACAUGGAGAUAUGUUUACAGCUGCUUUGAACAGGGUGUUUAGUGUAGACUGAUUUCUGCCGUUUCAUUGAGAGAAAGUUGCCAUUGUUGUCAUUGCAGCUUGUUAGAAACAUAGUGGAUUGAACAAUCCAAAAUAUUCUUUCAUUCAGAAAGGUUGUGUCCAACGCCUCUUUUUUUUUUUUGAUCAGUUGUUUCUUUCAUUAAAGAACUAGAAAAACU
Molecule: messenger RNA, 2448 nt
Organism: Fundulus heteroclitus (mummichog)
Lineage: Eukaryota; Metazoa; Chordata; Actinopteri; Cyprinodontiformes; Fundulidae
Product: sphingomyelin synthase-related protein 1
Exons: 6
Coding region: 228-1454 (408 amino acids)
Biological process (GO): ceramide biosynthetic process
Cellular component (GO): endoplasmic reticulum membrane; Golgi membrane
Molecular function (GO): protein binding; ceramide cholinephosphotransferase activity; sphingomyelin synthase activity
Source: RefSeq, a predicted model, not a curated record